AGGCUCGAAUUGAGGGUCGCGUUCACUCCUCUAGAGGAGAAAGGGGAAAAGUACUCCCUCACUGCCAUCUCACCACAUCGUUGAGCACGUCCACCAAAACCGUCCUUUCGAAAAAGAAAGCUGCAAAAUAUCAAUUCAGAAGCCAAAAAUAAAAGAAGAGUUUUUUGUCAAGGAAGGACAAAUGUUCCGCGCCUCCUUGACCCUUUCUCCCGCCACCGACGCGGGCCACCGCGCGGCCCAACUGCGCAGCACACCUGCACACGCGCCUCCUCCCUCUCCCUCUGUAGAGUUGCUCCGUGAUGUCUACGUGUGUGCUUCGAGUCCUGCGGUGACGGAGGAGUGGGAGGGCUGGCCGCACGCACCGUCCGCGGUCACGUCGCUUGCAUCGCUCCUGCGUGUCUACAACGCCGGUCCGAUGCAGGUAGGCGGCACCGCGGUGCAAGUUUUAGCCAUUGGCGCGCACUGCGGCCUCUCCUGCGAGGCGAAGGCGAUGGUGGCCGGAGCCGUUGUGGCGGCCCUGCGUGCACACCUCUCAACGCUUUUACGAGGUCACUGCGUGAAGGACGGAGAUGAAGGGCCGAGGAGCGGCAGGACAGCCGCAGCACCGUUGACGCUGCGAGAGACGCUGCGGAAGUGCUGUCGCUUCUCGGCUAGCUCGUCGUCGCCUUCGACAAGGCCAGCGACAAGCACCAAUGAUGAUGGUGAUGCGUGUGAAGGUGCAAACGAAGGCGGAACGUGGCGUGUAACGUGGUCAUCGGAGCUACUCACACGUGUGGCAUCUUCCUUGGCGCAGCACAGCAUGGAAGAUGCCACCACCCUGACGGUUUGUCAGUGCAGGAGUGUGCUGAGCACGUCGGUUGAAGUCGGUGUGCGAGCCCGUCUGCAACGCGACGACCAACGCGCCUCCUCCGGCUGCUCGGAUUUGGCAGGGGCCUUCCCCGACACGUUGCGCUGCCCCACGCAACAAGACAAGAGCAGCGGCAGCAGUAGUGGUAGAAAGGGCACUGACUUGUGUGACACCAUGCUCGUACAGCUGAGGAGCUGCGCACCGGUCCGCACGCACCCUCUCAGCGUUCGGCACGCCAUACACCUCGGCUGUCUGCUGUACCGCUCGCAUGUCUGCUCUGCGCAGGAGCACGCAGAGGACGGCACGGAGGCCUUCAAGGAGGUGUUGAUGCUGGCGGAAGCAAUGCGCCAUCGCCGCAGCAACAACUGCAGCAAAAAAGGAAACGAAGAAGACAUUGGCUUGACACGGCUCUGGCAGCGCGCUCUCACGUCGUACCACGACAGCGCAGCGGCGGCGCAGGACGGAGUAUUAUUCCUCCUCACGCACAACAUCGCGGUGCACGGCGGGGCACCCCUCAUUCCGCUGCGCGCCGCCGAAGAAGACGCGUUCGUGCAGGUGGCGGUAGCGGCCCAGCAGGCGCAGAGCCAUGCGGAGCUCGGUGGGACGGUGGCUGUGGGGGAGGCGGUGCUGGCCUCGAUGCGCCUCCGCGGCAGCAGCGGUGCCUACUUCAACCACGUCUUGCUGACGCAGCAGUGGGACACGUCUCUGUGCGAAGGGCAGAGCGCCGUCAUGCAGACGGUGAAGGCGGUGGAGGGCGGUGAUGCGACCCUGGCGCCCGCACGUGCGGCACUGCGAUGGCGUACGUUCCUGGGUAGCCGGCAGGAUAGGCAGCCGCACGCCGGGGUGGGGGCCGAUGCAGCGUUCAAUGUUGCCACCACCCUGCAGCCAACACCGCUUCAGUGGAUCCUUUACACCCUGCGCCGACAGCUCAUCGUGGCCGUCGCGAACACCGCGCAGGUGAUGCUGACUGGUCAGCGCUUGCAUCUCGAUGGCACUUCUUCCUCUUCCUUUUCUUUGUCAUCGAAUCCACCUACCCCGCCGUUGUCCGUCUCGUGUCUGCGGGCACACGCAACGAGCUGCGUCAAGGCACAGGCGCUGCUGCGAGGACUCAUCCGGUGGCACUGCCCCUACCCAGUCCCGUUGCCGCUCCUGCAUCACCACAACAGCCGCAACGGCAAGGUCAUCGCGUCCGCUACAGACGUGGUGCAGCAAGACGCAGCCGAGGAGCUGCUUUGGUGCCUCCGUCUAAUGGCGAAGCUGCACUUCCGCGCCGCAGCCUUGUACGGCGCUGCGGGCGAUGUCUCCCGUCAGCAGGAACAGCUGCGCCGGUGGCAGGACCAGCUGCAGCGGUGGAACAGUCGCCGCGCUGCGCACUUACCGGAAGGGCGCGAGGAGACGAGCAGGGGUGACACGGCGGUGUCGUGGAGCACGUCGGUCGAGGACGUCGCGGGUCACGUGGAGGCGGCGGCGUGGGCGGUGUUCGCGAAGGAGGCCUCUACGGGCCUGCCGGUGGCUCGGUGA
Molecule: messenger RNA, 2368 nt
Organism: Leptomonas pyrrhocoris
Lineage: Eukaryota; Euglenozoa; Kinetoplastea; Trypanosomatida; Trypanosomatidae
Exons: 1
Coding region: 1022-2368 (448 amino acids)
Source: RefSeq, a predicted model, not a curated record